UGGGGCGCGUCUCUCCGAUCGGGGGGCGUGUCUCUCCGGACGGGGAGGGGGCGUGUCUCUCCGGACGGGGAGGGGCGUGUCUCCUCGGACAAGGGGCGUGUCCACGACCCACCGUGCGUGCCCGCCGCCAUCAGCAGCCCGCCGUGAUCACUGUUUACGCCGGCAGUGAUGGCCUCGUGUGGCGGUGGGGGCGGAGCGCGCCUGGUGGCCCCGGUCCAGGCCAUCGUUCUCAGUCCAGACCCGGACGAGGAGGACGCGUUGGCCGGCGGUGCGGAGCUGUGGCGUCAGGCGCGGCGGGUGCGUCUCGGGAGCCGGCUGCUGCCGAGCCGGCUGGCGCGCCGUCCGCCUUCCUCGCCUCCGCCCCGACAGCUGAGGAGGAGCGCCUCGUCCGAUCACAGCGACGGGAGCUCGACUGGCCGGCGCAGCAGCUGCGACAUCACCCUCUGGAGUGACGCCGAACUGAUGGCGCCGCCUGGGCAAACAUCGGCGCGUCGGCAGCGGCUCAGACCCACCACGGCCAGCUUCCGCCGGCUUAGAGAGACGGCCACGAGUGUGUUCGGAGCGGUCAAGUUCCGUGCAGAGUCGGCGGACGGGAGUGGAGAGAGGCUCGGAGUGCCAGCAGAUCAGAGCAGAAUGAGAAGCCGGAGCUACAUGGAUGGAGAGGGAGAGAGCUGGGGAGUGGAGGGUGAGAGCAGUGAGAGGGAGAGAGGCGAGAGCGACCCGGAGGAACUGCUAACGAUGUACGACUCAGGAGGUGACGUGUCACAAGGAGGAGUCAGACAGAAAGAUCACCUGAGGAGACCUCCGCUCAACAAAAGAAUGUCAGAACUCGCUCGAAGAUCGGCUGAUAGGAUUCUGCAGUCAGGUAAGCAGGAGCAGCAGAUCAUGGAGCGAUUCGUGCUCCGAGAGAGCUCACAGGAGAGACUGAAGCGGGCCAGAGCUCGCGCGCUGAGGCCUCCGCCCUCUCUAUCGGGAUCCAGUAAUGCCAGCAGCGUCACCUCGCGGGGGAGCGAUAUGCGGACUAUCAGUGUAAGAAUCGUCAAAGAAAUCCUACCUCCGGGGGCAAACAAGUACCCUCAAAUGGCGGGACAGGCGCCACGGGUCGGGACAAUCGCUUUGGAAAACGCCAAGAAGGCUGCAUCUUUGUUUAUCACGGUUCCAUCCGCCCAGAGUGCCGUUAAGCCUCCCGAGGCUCCAGGCUCAGGUCCAGAGACGAACGACCCAGCUCCGCAGACCACUGAGCUCUCGGCGACACAGGCACCCGAGGCUCCUGCGGUGGACGCUGCGGAUACUACCACUUCUGCCGCCGCUCCCGAGGUGUCGCCGCCGUCUGCGGUGGGCUGGACGCCGUCGCGUCGUUCGUCGGUAGCGUCGGUGACGUCGCAGGUGUCGCUGACGCCGGCUCAGCGGCGCGCCUUCCUGAAGAAGCUGCGGCUCAGACGCAACGUGCAGGUGCCGGGAGUGAUGUACACGGACCAGGCACGCGCCGCCGCCGUGGCGCUCGGCGAGCACGACAUCAAGUACAGCCUCAAGAACCGGCGCUUCCUCAACCGCGGCCACGGCAGCUGCUGGGUCUCCGACGACUCGACGUUCGCCGCCUUCGCAUCGCACGCCCAGCUCGAGCUGCGCCGCGGAGACCCGACCUACGCCAUCCAGCUGUUUGACCGCGCUCUAGAGUUUGAGCCGAAAGACGAGUCGUGUCUGGCCAGCCGCGCGAAGUGUAACCUGCUGCUGGGGAACAAUGAGGCAGCCCUGAAGGACGCCGAGCUCAUCCUCCGCCAGAACCCGCGCUGCGCCAGAGCUUUGUCCCAGAAGGCCGAGGCUCUAUACGCUCUCGGAGAGUUUGAGAUGGCGCUGGUGUACUUCAGUCGUGGGCUCCGACUCCGACCCGACAUGGCAGUGUUUCCGCUCGGAGUCGACACAGCCACAGAGGCCAUCGAAAACGCUAUUGGAGAGCGGGCUAGCCUGAUCUUCAGUGGAGUCGAGCCGCUGCUGGAGGGUCUGAAACUGAGCCCCGACCUGACUGAGGAGGCCGCUCCGACCCCGUCCCCGCCUCCGGCCUCCAAACCCGGCUCGGCGGGUGGACUGUCCCGGGGGGCGAGCAGAGACACUGCCGGCUCCGGCCGAGGGCGGGGGCGGGGGCGGGGACGGGCCGGCAGCGACCGAGCCGCCCGUACCGCUCCCAACUGUCGUCCGGUGCUCGAGGAGCUGGCCGUUGAUAAGGAGUACAUGGAGAGGCUGAUCCAGCACCCAGCCCUUAGUGGUCAGUGUCGAACCGAGGUGGUCAAACAUGCCGAACAGGCUAUCACCUUCCUGGAGAAACGGCAGCAGUUCUGGGCCAAGCAGAAGCCCGUCUACACUCGCCAGAUGGAGCGACGGCGCGCCCUGGGCCUGCUGGGCCCGACAUCUGGCGGCGGACGUGGGAAGCGUGGGACCAGCUCGGCCCGCCCGCUAGGUGGCAGAGUUGGUAGCUGUAUAGAUGUCGCUAGGUCCGCUCGGAGCUCGGACCGCGCCGGUGCCGUGGAUAGCGCACGCUCGACGGAGCGCGUGUCUGACGGUGGGGGUGGUUCCAGCUCGCCCAGCGCUACUGAUCGGUCGUCGAGUGAUAGAGGGGGCGCCAGCUCUGUGGGGUCGACGAAUGGAACCUCCAGCGGCGUGGGAAGCGCCACCAGUGCGGCCGAUUUGGGCUGAGGAGGAGCAGGUGCUCCCAUUCAACUUUUGUAACUUAUUCCAAUGUGUUUUACGCUGGGUGCCGUUGAUUAUAUUUUCAUUUCUGGAUGUAAUACUUUUUAUUGCUUUAAGAUACACUCGUAGAUGAUCCAUUUUCAUACACGUUAAUUGUUUAUGAAUCAAACAUUAUUUUAGGCAUGCUGUGAUGCUACCGUUAGGCAUUAGCUGUUGGGUAAAGACCUUAAAAGCCCUAUAGCGGUCUAUAGUAAAGUCAAGAUGGUCACGCAGCGUGCAGUGCAUGGUAGAUUGUCAUGCCUUGUGUGCUUGGAAAUACACUUGUUCAGUAAAUGUCUAAAAAAUAUGAGUAGGUACGAAGGUCUGUGUAAACUGUUAGUAUGUCUCCCUUCAAUAAAUACAAGAGUUCAGAAUUAUUUCACGGACAGACGGCGUCCGUAGUUGAGAUAUACUAAAAAUAUCAGCCCGCUCUGAAGCUUGGAGGACACGCUGCCACAGGCCUUCGCUGUGACCGCGCACAGCGGAUUUAGAGCGUAACUUCCACCGACUGGAGACCACAAUGUGCGAUCACGCGAUUCGCUGUGCAAUUAUUUCGCCAUAACGUCUGCAGCGUCCUUGAACUUGCCGCUGCAUUGUUGUAGCCUGUAUGUCUUGCAAGGCGACCUGGUUGUGGUUCGUGAAUAAUAAAAUGAUACCGAUAUGGAA
Amphibalanus amphitrite is the source of this 3390-nucleotide messenger RNA. RefSeq lists its product as uncharacterized. The record is from RefSeq and is a predicted model, not a curated record. Gene Ontology annotation, molecular function: protein binding. The transcript is spliced from 5 exons. Gene Ontology annotation, cellular component: cytoplasm. NCBI's taxonomy places the organism in Eukaryota, Metazoa, Arthropoda, Thecostraca, Balanomorpha, Balanidae. The coding region runs from base 169 to 2691 and encodes 840 amino acids.